Messenger RNA from Rhinolophus ferrumequinum (greater horseshoe bat), 6287 nucleotides. It is a transcript of the gene SMARCAL1, whose product is annotated as SWI/SNF related, matrix associated, actin dependent regulator of chromatin, subfamily a like 1. The coding region runs from base 362 to 3334 and encodes 990 amino acids. Gene Ontology annotation, cellular component: nuclear replication fork. Gene Ontology annotation, molecular function: ATP binding; ATP-dependent chromatin remodeler activity. The record is from RefSeq and is a predicted model, not a curated record. Gene Ontology annotation, biological process: DNA repair; replication fork processing. The transcript has 18 exons. Lineage: Eukaryota; Metazoa; Chordata; Mammalia; Chiroptera; Rhinolophidae.
GUACUCAUGCAGUCUUCGGGGUCAUCACUCCUACGUUUUGAGGCGUAACUGUGGUCACGUUGCACGCUGGGAAGUGUAGUUCCUCGGUGACCAAGCACCCUUCCCCUUUGAGGCCCAGCCGCUGCAGUAAAGCUGGCGGACUGAUCGCGCUCGAAUGCCGGUUCCUAACGGUCCACCGGAAGCGUAAUCUGGCUCGGACGGCCUCUGGAGACGCGCCUGGAUUCGGGGUCCGCGGUGAAUGUGGCUCGCAUUCUAGGCCUUACCGGGUUGGGAAGAGUCUAUGUUAGCAAGUAUCACACCAUGCUUUUGCCACGUUUCUGAUUAAAGAUUGCCGUUCCUGCAUAAGCAUUUCCCUGUUAAAAUGUCCUUGCCUCUUACAGAGGAGCAGAGGAAAAAGAUUGAAGUGAAUCGACAAAAGGCUCUGGCCCGUAGAGCCGAGAAAUUAUUAGAACAGCAUCAGAACGCCGGCUCAGGCUCCUCCAUUACUACCCACCCUUCCCAGUCCAAGCCAGGCGCUUUCCAAAAUCUGCCCAGGGAUCCUUCUAAGCCAGUGAGCCAUGGUGUCAUUUUCAAGCAACAGAAUCCCAGUAGUUCAUCUCCUGGUGACCAAAGACCUCAUAAUCCCCACAGUGUUCAUGUUAGUACUUCAGAGCAGGCAGAAGGGAUGUGGAAGAGGCAAGAAGAGAUGUCCACAGCCUGCCCACACCACAGCCCACCAAGUCAAAUGCCUCUCACUGGGAUCUCCCCGCCAUUGGCACAAAGUCCUCCAGGAGUUUCCAUCCCGCAGCUCUCAGGUUAUGAGUUAGGUCAGAGUCAUCCUCAGGCUUCACACGGGACCAAAUCGACACCCUUUGCUAACACAACUCAUGAGUCUUUGGCCAAAGCAAAGAGUUCCCAGGAUACACCAGCUUCUUCCUCUGGACAGCUUCCCAAGGAUCCUGAAUUAGAGACCACGGCCGCGAAACCCUCCACUUCCGGGCAGAACAUUUCUGAUGUCCAUUAUGGCUCAGGGCAAGUGACGCCCAGAACAGAGGGAAGACUCCAACAGAAAUUGGGGGCCUCACUCCCCAAAGCAGUAAGCUCCCAGGAGGGAAUAUGUGUCAGGAAUGGAGACCGUUUCCAGGUGCAGAUUGGAUACAAUGCAGAGCUUAUUGCUGUGUUUAAGAGUCUGCCCAGCAGAAGAUUCGAUCCUGCCACCAAGACGUGGAACUUCAGCAUGAACGACUACAGUGCCCUGAUGAGAGCAGCCCAGCGCCUCCGCACGGUCGCCCUGCAGCCUUUGGAAGGGGCCAGCAGUGUGGCGCAGACCAGCCUGCCUUCAGCCUCCUCCCUUAGGUUUGUCAAAGGGCAGUGCAUGCUCAUCUCCCGGGCCCGCUUCGAAGCCGACAUCAACUAUUCAGAAGAGCUGAUCACACUGUUUAAACAGAUGGAUUCCGGAAAUUACGACGUCAAGACCAGGAAAUGGAACUUUCUCUUGGAAGACCACAAUAAACUAAUUGAAAGGGCACGCUGCCUUCCACAAGUUCAGCUGAGUCCUCUGCCCAAGACACUGACCCUGGCUUUCGCUUCUCAGAUGGAGAAGACGUCUCUCUGUCCCACGGCAGACAUCCCUGAGGCAGACCUCUCCAGAGUGGACCCCAAACUCGUGUCUAGUCUGCUGCCCUUUCAGAGAGCUGGAGUCAAUUUUGCCAUAGCAAAAGGAGGCCGCCUGCUACUCGCUGAUGACAUGGGCCUGGGGAAGACGGUCCAGGCCAUCUGUAUCGCCGCCUUCUACCGGAAGGAGUGGCCGCUGCUGGUGGUGGUGCCAUCGUCUGUGCGUUUCACCUGGGAGCAGGCCUUCCUUCAGUGGCUGCCGUCCCUGAGCCCAGACCAAAUCAAUGUCGUGGUGACCGGCAAGGACCGCCUGACCACUGGCUUAGUCAACAUUGUCAGUUUUGACCUUCUGAGCAAGUUGGAAAAACAGCUAAAAACCCCUUUUAAAGUUGUCAUCGUAGAUGAAUCUCACUUCCUCAAAAACAUUAAGACUGCUCGCUGUCGCGCAGCUAUGCCCCUCCUCAAGGUUGCCAAGCGGGUGAUCUUACUGUCGGGCACUCCAGCCAUGUCGCGGCCAUCAGAGCUCUACACUCAGGUCAUCGCCGUCAAGCCAACCUUCUUCCCUCAGUUCCACAGCUUUGGACUUCGCUACUGUGAUGCCAAGCGGCAUGCCUGGGGAUGGGAUUAUUCAGGCUCCUCCAACCUGGGAGAGCUGAAGCUCCUGCUGGAGGAGGCGGUCAUGCUGCGACGCCUCAAAUCUGAUGUCCUGUCCCAGCUCCCAGCCAAACAGCGCAAGAUGGUGGUGGUCAUCCCAGGUCGGAUCAGUGCCAAGCUCAGAGCAUCCCUGGAUGUCGCCGCCAAGGAAAUGACCACCAAGAACCAAUCUAAAGGACAGCAGAGAGAAGCCCUCCUUCUGUUCUUCAACAGAACAGCCGAAGCUAAAAUCCCAUCUGUCAUUGAAUAUAUCCUGGACCUGCUGGAAAGUGGAAAAGAGAAGUUUCUAGUGUUUGCCCACCAUAAGAUGGUUCUGGAUGCAAUUACCAAUGAGCUUGAGAGAAAGAAGGUACAGUACAUCCGCAUCGAUGGCUCCACGUCCUCGGCAGACCGAGAGAGUCUGUGCCAGCAGUUCCAGCUGUCCGAGAGGCAUGCUGUGGCCGUGCUGUCCAUCACCGCUGCCAACAUGGGCCUCACCUUCUCCUCGGCCAACCUGGUGGUGUUCGCCGAGCUGUUCUGGAACCCAGGGGUACGGGACGCAUGGCCAUGGGGAGGACGGAGCUGGUGUCAGUGGGGAAGACAGGGCUCUGUGAGCUGUCCCUGCUGCCAGUCUCAUCUCCUGUCUGUUUCCAUUAGCCCUCGUAAACAGGUGCUGAUGCAGGCUGAGGACCGGGUGCAUCGCAUUGGGCAGUUGAGCUCCGUGGGCAUCCACUACCUCGUGGCGAGAGGCACGGCUGACGACUACAUUUGGCCCCUGAUUCAAGAGAAGAUGAAAGUUCUGGGUGAAGCCGGGGUUUCCGAGGGCAAUUUUUCAGAAAUGACAGAAACCACUGAUUACGUACACAAGGACCCAAAGCAGCAGGCGAUCUAUGACCUAUUCCAGAAGUCCUUUGAGGAAGAUGGAAACGACAAGUUGUUCCUCGAGGCCGCGGAGUCCUUUGACCCCGGAAGUGCUUCGGAAACAUCAGGAAGUAGUUCCCAGGACGCAGAAGACCCGCUGGACGAAAGCACACUGACAGGCAGUCCCCUGAAGAAAAGGAGAUUUGAAUUUUUUGAUAACUGGGACAGCUUUACCUCUCCCCUGUAAGAGGGGCAAAAAAAGCAUUUGAAAAUCACGGAAUUCAUUAAAAUAAACGAAGACAUUUUGUUUAUAAAGCCUGUGCUCCUCUUGGCAUUACUGGGGUGCUGGUCUCUGUCUCCAUCCGUAGCAAGUGACUAGGCCAAGGAUCAGCAUUUGCUUUCCAACCUCGUUAUGUGUGGGUUUGCUUGGGUCCUUGUUAGCAGACAGUAGGUUGUAGUAGUAGUAAUUCAUGUUCUUUAAAUAGUGAGAUGCUUCCCCAAAAUACGGACUUUUAGAAUGUAUUGAUUCAACAAAUACGUACCAGGCACUGUUCUAGGUGCUGGCAGUAACUCGCCAAAACACAAGAAAAAGUAUGCACCUCUGCAGAGGUUAUCAUGUCAUGGGAGAGGCAAUAGUUAGUUACAUAUCCUAAGAAGAAAAAUUUAAAAGUAAGGGUUUAGAGCAGGGGUUUCUUUUUCUGUGCAUAGCCAGAUAGUAAAAAUUUUGGCUUUAAGGGCCAAGAGAGCUCUGUUGGAACUACUCGACUCUGCUGCUGUUAUGCCAGAUCACCCAUAGAUAAUCCGGAAACAUAUGAUUACGGCUCUUUUCCAAUAACACUGUUAUGGACACUGAAAUUUGAAUUUCGUAUAAUUUCUAUGUGUUGCAAAUUAUUAUUCUUUUGAUUUAUUUUCAAUCAUUUAAAAAUGUAAAAACCAUAUUUAACUCUCAGGCCAUACAAAAACAGGCAGUGGGCAGGGUUUGGCCUGCAGAGCACAAUUGGCUUACCCCUGGUUUGCAGCAGCACUGUCCAGUAACAUAAGCCCCAUAUGUGAUUUUAAUUUUCUAGUAAAUUAUUUUUAAAGAUAAAGAGGGAUCAAAUAUGUAAUAUUUAACCCAAUAUAUUCAAAAUAUUGUCUUUUCAAUGUAUAAUCACUACUAAAAAGUCACUGAGAAACUUUACAUUAUUUUUUUUUUAUACUUCAAAAUCCAGUGUGUAUUUGACACUAAUAGAUACUCACCUGCUGCUCACUCAACCCCCCUCAGGGUGUCCAGAGACGUUUGGGUACAGCUUUUCCACUGGAGCUUGGUCAGGUUCUUUAAAUGGCUUAGAGAAUGAGAUCAUAGGAUCUCAUUCCUUACUUCUAUUAAUAGUUCCCCCUUACUCCAGGAAUGUAGCUAGGCAAUCUAUGACCUAUUUAUAGAUCAAUGGGUUUGCUUCAAAAGUAAAAGUGAAGUGUGUAGAUGAUUUUGAAACACACAUACCCAUUGUUGCUUAGGAGACUCACUGAUGGUUGUUAAAUGAACAAAUCCUGGCCGUAUUCACCUCGGAGCCUGACAUACAGAAUGGCCCUUGUGAUACUGCAAAGUGCCAGAUCAGUGCCUGUCAUUGGAGAGUUUGCCCUUUGUUCUUGCAAUUUGGUGCUUGUAUUUGAAACCACUAUUUAUUCCUCUGUGGUUUUAGUAAAUGUGGCCUGUUGAGCCUGCAUCUGAGGCCUCUAAUUGAACCUCAGUUUCAGCUGCUCUGGAGAAAAACUCUUCUCUGAGAUAUCCCUGAGGUCCUCCAAAGUAAAUUUUAUUUAUACCUUGUAGCCUAUAUAUUUUCAACUAUACCAUCUGAAAUGUACCUCUGAAAUUUAUAGAGAGCCAUCCGGCCAUUUCUGUGAUUCAGUAAAAGACACUUGGAUUUAUUUAUAUAGAGAGUGGAUACCUUUGGGUUUAAGGAAGGAUUUCCACACUAACUCCUUUUCCUCCUGUACUUGGCAGCUCGAUCCAGACAUAUACACCCCAGCAGCCAGCAUGUUUUCUGGAAAUGUCAAUUAGAAUGAAGAAAAUUUGAGCCCAUCUCAUUCUACUCCUGUCCCUGUCAUCAAUUAUCCCCAUAAAGGGGAUAAUUUUUUACUAAAAGUCUCCCCAGGUCCACUCACACUGUCUCUGCUUCCCCUUACCAGGGUCAUUAAGUGGAGUCUUGUACCCUGAGUGACCCUGGUUAAUUUCUGUCCCUGGGGCCAGCGUAAGGAAGACCCUGUUAGCUUUGAUCCACUUGUGCUUGAAUUAAUUGUGUCUUCUUGGCUUCGCACAAGCGUUUUUCUAGGCCAGAGGGAGAGCUGAGAAUCAGAGCUGGAGGUGCUGUCCCCUCACCGCCGGCUAAGUUUUGCCUUCUCUGUGCAUUCUUGUCUAUUGAACCUUGAUGCUUUCUGAAGCUUUAUUUAGGUGAAAUUUAAACUGAAAAGAGGAUAAAAAGACGUCUAACCUUAUUUUUUACCCCAUGGUUUCACUUCUUACCAAGUUCAAGAUUAUAAGGUAAAACAUGGCUUGGAAGCUUAAAGGGGUUUCGUUGGAGUAGUCUCUCAUCCUUAUGCUUUAUUUUGGUUGUGCGUUUUCUUGCGGGGGUCUCAGCAAAGGAAUUGAUGCCUAAUCAUAGUGGAAAUCAUUGAGAGGCCUGUGAUGCACAGUCUUUUGGGUAUUAUGACAGCCAACAGUUACUUGAUUUUGUAAGACUCUCUGCCACAUUCCCCCCCGACCCAUUAAACAGAUUUUAAAAAUUGAGUACCAGGUACUCCUCCUCUGUUCUUAAUCCCUCUGUUUGGGGAUGAAAUAUAAUACAUAAAAAGUUCAUAAAACAAAUUUAGAGCUUUACAAAAUAUUACAAAAUAAACACCUGUAUAAUCAUGACCCCAAGGUUAUGAAUGUAAUAUCUUCAAGAAGCUUUAUUGUUGUGCUUCUAAUGUUUAUAUCUGCAUUCCAUCUGGAGGUUAUUUUUGUACAUGAGGUGAGGUAAGGUCAAGGUUAAUUUUUUUUUCCAUAUGAAUAUGCAGUUAUCUCAGCACCGCUUAUUGAAAAGAAUUUCCCUUCACAUACUGCUCUGCAGUGCCUUUUUCACUGUUAUAAAUUUGAUGUAAAAAUUAACUUAGAAAUGUAUAAAUAAAAAAUGAAAGUCUUACAUUCUCAUCCCUCCUACUCGUGGCCCUACUUCCUAGAC